Messenger RNA from Neolamprologus brichardi, 2829 nucleotides. RefSeq names its product von Willebrand factor A domain containing 2 (gene vwa2). Gene Ontology annotation, cellular component: basement membrane. NCBI's taxonomy places the organism in Eukaryota, Metazoa, Chordata, Actinopteri, Cichliformes, Cichlidae. The record is from RefSeq and is a predicted model, not a curated record. Gene Ontology annotation, molecular function: calcium ion binding. Gene Ontology annotation, biological process: calcium-independent cell-matrix adhesion.
GGUAGGUGGGGUCGCAGCUCCCUCUCUGGUCGGAGGCAAAGCCCCUCAUUAAAUCAAAUCAGUGCGGAAACAAGGUGGUGUUAGGAGGACGGAGAGGAGCGGUCUGCGGAAGACGCGCUUCAGCCUAAAGGAGAAAAAACUGCGGUCGGCGAGGAGACGAUUUAUCGGCGUCCCAGGAUGAACUUUCAUAUCUGCCUCUCCUCCCUCUUAACUGUGCUGCUUUUUCAAGUUCAGCACAGCACCUCUGUGCAGGAGAUUCAAACCAGCCAUGAGAACAUUGUGAAAAUCAACUCUGCAGGAGAAAUGAUGCAGUGCUCAGCAGCCAUGGAUAUUCUCUUCCUCAUGGAUGGUUCCUACAGCGUCGGGAAAGGCAGCUUCGAGAGGUCCAAACACUAUGCGAUCAAACUCUGUCAAGCACUAGACAUCGGACCAGAUAAGGUGCGAGUUGGUUUAAUUCAGUUUGGCCUAACUCCUCGGCUUGAGUUUACCCUGGACUCAUACUCCACCAAGCAGGAGCUGAAGAAGCAGAUAAAGAGCAUUUCUUACAGGGGAGGCAGCACCCAGACAGGCCUGGCUCUGAAGUACAUUCUCAGGAAGGGUUUCCCAGGCGGUCGUAACUCGUCCAGUGUGCCUCGCAUCGUCAUCCUGAUGUCAGAUGGGAGAUCUCAGGGCAACUCGGUGCUGGCAGCUGCUCAGCUCAAAGACACAGGCGUGGUUGUGUUUGCUGUGGGCUUGCGCUACCCCAAAUGGGAGGAGCUUCACGCUUUAGCCAGUGAGCCAACAGAGAGCCACGUUUUCCUCGCCGAACAUUUCCAUGAUGGUGUCAAUGGCCUGUACACAACACUGAGCACGUUCUCUUUCUGCAACGCCACACCCGCAGGCUGUCGGAUGGAGACAUUUCCCUGUGAGAGGAAGACACUGGAGACAGUUAAAGAGCUGCAGGGGAACUACAUGUGUUGGAAAGGUUCCAAAGGCUAUUCCCCAUACACAUCUCUCUGUCCCUACUACAGGUACAACAAGGUUUAUACGAGACACCAGACAGUCUGCCAUAGAACAAUUUGUCCGGAUCCCUGUGAUUCUCAGCCAUGCCUGAAUGGUGGAACAUGUGUAUCAGAAGGUUCAGAGGGCUACCACUGCGUGUGUCCUCCUGGCUACGGAGGAGACCCACACUGUGCUCCUGCAUUAUUGCUGGACUGCUCUGUAGACCUGCUCUUCCUGCUGGAGGGCUCUGCCACACUCACCUUGGAAGGCUUUCUCCGCCUGAAGUCCUUCUUAAAGCGCUUCCUGCAGACUGUGAUUGGCUCUAACAGUCCCAGCAAGGUCGGCCUGGCGGUGUUUGGCGGGGAACCACGAGUCGAGGCCCAGGUUGGCAAGUUCAAAGGAGACCUGAGGAGUCUUCUUAAGGCUGUGUACUCACUUCAGCUAAUUGGUGGUGAAGCAAACACGGGGCAGGCCCUCCGCUAUGUUACCCGCCAUGGCUUUAUGAGCGCGCCGGUCUUUGCCGAUGUCGCGGACGACCUUCCCCGUGUGGUGGUGCUGCUCACCGCCACUCCUGCCGCAGAUGAGGUGGUUGAGCCGUCUAAAUAUGCACGAGACAGAGAGAUCUUCCUGAUAGGAGUGGGACCUGACAGCUUAAAGGAGCAGCUGAAUAACAUCACAGGAAAUCCGCAGAGGACCCUCACCUACUCAUCACCUGAUAGGCUCGCUUCCAAGAUUCCUGAGCUGAGGGCCAAGAUUUGCAGCGUGGAUACGCAAGGUUGUCUGGGUCAAGCUGUAGAUCUGGUGUUUGCCCUGGAUGCUUCAGGUGGUGUGGGCCGUGAUAACUUUGCCACCCUGCAGAACUUUGUGCGCAGCAUCACCGUCCAGUUCGACAUCAACCGCGACGUGGCUCAAGUGGCCCUUGUGGCGUACAGUAGGAGAGCCACCACUGUUUUCAAGCUGGACACGUAUGAGACUGGUUCUUCCAUCAUUCAGGCUGUAGGUGACGCCAAGUACGUGGGUGGAGUGGCUUCGACGGGUGGGGCGUUGCUGCACAUCCACUCUAAUGUUCUCACCAUAGCUAAUGGCGCACGACCGGGAGUGAACAAGGCUGUAGUAGUGGUGACGGACGGCACCGGUGGGGAUGAUGCUGUCGUACCAGCUCAAAAGAUAAGAGACAAUGGAGUCUCAGUGCUUGUGGUUGGUAUCGGAGAUGUCCAGAGGGAGAGGCUGAUGCAGAUUGCCGGUGCAGAGGAGCACAUGAUCUCAGUGCCGUCUUACGAGGAUCUCAAGUACUUUGAGGAUGUCCUGGUGCAGAUGCUGUGUUCAGAGGUGAAGAAACCUGUAAACCUGUGCAAGCCUAACCCAUGUAUGAAUAAUGGGGUCUGCAUCUUGUCAGAAGGGAGCUUUCGCUGUCAGUGCCAAGGCUAUGAGGGGCUGCACUGCGAAAGAAGAAGCAGCAGGUCUUCAUCCAGAGGGGAUUUUCCAAGACCUGCUGGUCUGAGGAGGAAGAGCAGGCAGAGGAAGAACCACCAGGAGCUUCUGCAUCGCUACAAACUACACCGUCGAAGACAUACUCCCUGACAUGCCCUGCACUUAUAAACACAAAGUAUACACUGAACAUAUGAACACUUAAGAACCGAGGAUGCUUGCAGGUAGACGAUGGAGCAAAGGGAAAUAUGUUGCUUUGUUUUUUUUGCUUCAGUGUUUACAGUUGCACACAGUGUCAGCAAGUGUCUGUACUGCUGUAUCCAUUUGUAUGUUAUUAUUGUUGUCACUGUGCUCACUGUUGUGCAAAUGUCUCAACACGGUUCUCUUGUAUUUAAAGGAUAUAAACUUUUAUAUUAUUAA